Messenger RNA from Phycodurus eques (leafy seadragon), 1984 nucleotides. It is a transcript of the gene cnrip1b, whose product is annotated as cannabinoid receptor interacting protein 1b. The record is from RefSeq and is a predicted model, not a curated record. Gene Ontology annotation, cellular component: plasma membrane. Gene Ontology annotation, biological process: negative regulation of signaling receptor activity. Gene Ontology annotation, molecular function: type 1 cannabinoid receptor binding. NCBI's taxonomy places the organism in Eukaryota, Metazoa, Chordata, Actinopteri, Syngnathiformes, Syngnathidae. The transcript is spliced from 3 exons. Bases 56 to 619 code for a protein of 187 amino acids.
UAGAGCGCCAGUCCAGCCUGCGCGCGCACCCUUUUCCUUUUGCGUGUGAACUCACAUGCUGUAUAGGGACACCUGGGACGGUUUGACACACAUCCAUCCAUCCAUCCCGGAUUGCAACCCGUGUGUGGACAUGGCCGACGUACCGCAGCUGGUCAAAAUCGGCAUUUCGCUGAAGAUGCUCCCAAACAACACCGCCGUCUACUUCAAGUCCGACGGAGCCCGGUUCGGACAAACCCGAACCAUCAAGAUGCUCACGGGCUCCAAGUACAAGAUCGAGGUGGUGGUUAAACCCGGAGCAGUCGAGGCCACGUCGAUGAGCUUGGGCGGAGUCACCUUCGGCCUGGAGCGGCAGUCCAAGGACCCUCAGUCGGUGGUCUACACGGGCCUAUACGACACCGAGGGCGUGACGCACACCAAGAGCGGCGAGAGGCAACCCCUUCAGAUCAGCAUACAGUUCACCGAGGCGGGCACGUUUGAGACGGUGUGGCAGGUGAAGUACUACAACUACAACAAGCGGGACCACUGCCAGUGGGGCAACAGCUUCAACAGCAUUGAGUACGAGUGCAAACCCAAUGACACGCGCACACUCAUGUGGGUCAACAAAGAGACCUUUGUUUGACACACACACAUGUUGGCGCAACGACACGUGUGUGUAGUAUGUGUUAGUUUUAACCAUCUACUGAGUUUCAUUACUUUUUGGGGACCGUCCAAUGGAAAGCAUGUUGUCUCUAUUUUUUUAAAUGCAAACAUUUGCCUUAAAAAAAAAAAAGAAAUCAUCAUAUAUUUUGCGGUGAAAAUAUGUAUUCUAAAAUAUUCCACUUCUUUUUUUUAUUUGAUUAAAAAGAAUAACCUCACAUUAUUCAAAGAUACAAAGCAUGUAUCUGUUUUGUUUUUCUUAGUGCCAUUAAAAAAAAUAAAAAAAUAAAAUCUAAAUCUCUUCAAAAUCUAUCAGAAAUAUUUUGGGUUAAAAAUGUUUUUUCAUCAAAAAACAUUAACCUCACAUUAUUUGGAGACACAUGCUCUUCAUUCGGCCAACUUGUGAGUACUACUGACUUGCAGUACUUUUUAUUUUUACCUUCAUAACAUAUCUGUCCAAUGCAAAGCCAGUAUUUCUGUUUCAUUAUUCCUAAUGCUAAAAUGUUUUCUUUUGAUUUUAAUAUUUUUUUGGUUACAAAAUAAAAACAAAAUUAUGUUUUUUUAUUUAAAAAAAAAAAGAAUAACCUCACAUUGUUUUGAGAUGCUAUAUAUGCUUUCUCAGUGGACCAACUUGGAGAAUGUUAUCAUGUGUGUGUGUGUGUGUGUGUAUGUGUGCGUGUGUCAGUUUUAACACUCUUGCGUUAUUUUUUGCUGUCCAAUCGAAAACAUGUAUGGCCGUUAAUUUUUUUUAAUGUAAUUUUUCAAAUCUCAAUUUAUUUCCUUUCACCUUAAUUAUUUCAGGAAAUAUUUUGGUUACAGACAUUUUAAAAACAAAAUUAUUAAUUUCCAAACAUUAAGAAUAACCUUAAGUAAUUACAUGCUUUUCAUUGAAUCAACUGGAGCGCAGUAUGUUGUUGUGUGUGUGUUGUGUAUGGGACAGCGUGAGUUUAGCACCAGCGUGUUUGUAUGUGUGUGCGUUGUUUUUAUAAAUGGUGUAAAACACAAAACAAACAAACAAAAAACAACAGAGAGUUUGUGAAAAAAAUAAGAAAGAAAAUAUUCUAUUCGCUGUUUUGAACCCGGUGUAUCUGCUCAGUUGACACUUUUUUGUAUUAUUUUUGGACACUUGGUGACAACGUGCUCCUGUGUUAAUGUUCUCUCUACCUCUUCACAUAACACUUUAAAUAUUAGUCAAGUGUUAUGUCUUUAUAUCCUAUUUUUUUUUUAUAUCCCGUGUUGUGUUUUUGUCAAAAAAUUUAAAAAGUAUCUUUUGUACAAGUGACAUGCAUUCAAAUGACUAUAUUUUUGCUGUGAUAUAUGAUUUGGAAUGGACCUAUGCAAGAAUAAU